Molecule: messenger RNA, 519 nt
Organism: Cinara cedri
Lineage: Eukaryota; Metazoa; Arthropoda; Insecta; Hemiptera; Aphididae
Source: the annotation of a GenBank genome assembly
AUGUCCACCGGCCGAAGAGCCGGACUUCGUGGCCGCCGCGCGUGGGACACGGCGUUCCGGAAACAGGUUUUCGGUACCGUCUGUUGCCGCGGUCACGAAAACGCCGGUGCACCGGCGCGGUUACGGUCACGUAUUUCACGGGCACGGUCGCGUUCGAGACCGAACGGGACAAUGUUGAGAACGGCGCGUGAAUCGCAAAUACAACGUCGUGCGGACGCACACGCGAGAAAAUAAUAAAAACGAAUUUCACCGCGGAGGUUGAACGAAAAUAACGGCGGUUUUUACAUCGGGCGCAAUCGGCGGCGGAGUUCGGCGGACACGUUGGUCGUCGUCGUUGUCGCGUUCGCGGUCCUCGACAUUCUGCGACCGUGUGCGCACGUCGCUAUCACGGGAACGAGACUGCGGUCGCGGCUCGCCACGGACUCGGACGCAUUGUGCCGACCCGAUUGUGGUGGGGCUCGUACGAGUACUAUCGUCGCGCCGCCGCUCGCGCUGCCGCCUGCCGCCGCGACGACGUGA